This is a messenger RNA of Leptopilina boulardi, 3395 nucleotides long. RefSeq names its product trans-Golgi network integral membrane protein 2-like. Lineage: Eukaryota; Metazoa; Arthropoda; Insecta; Hymenoptera; Figitidae. The transcript has 4 exons. The record is from RefSeq and is a predicted model, not a curated record. The coding region runs from base 230 to 1657 and encodes 475 amino acids.
AACCUAAAAGAAAUAAAUAAUUAUAAACGUGAUACAGUGUUAAAUAUUUAAUUUAAAAAAAGACUUAUUUUCCCAAUAUUGGAAAUGUCAUUUUACGUGCGAAUGAAGAAAAUCAUUUUUUGAUUUGCAGUUGAAAAACUUUAUUAUUAGUGGUGGUAAUGUGUAUAUAAAUUAACAUUAUUAAAGUUUGUACACGAUAAACUAUUUUAGUUUAAAAAAAAGCAACAAUAUGAAGAACUUACAGUAUUUCUUGUUGUCACUGAUCAUAAAUUUAUUUAUAUUUUCUGAUGUUACAUCUCUUCCCACUAAUUUGACAGAAACGUCAAAAGGAUUUAAAGUACCAUGUCCGACUGUUGAAUUUUUUCGUGAUUCUAUCUAUACAAAAUCAUGUUUCCAAGAAUCUGAAUCACUUUUGUGCACAGCACUCUACGAUUUAGGUUUAAAAUGGUGUACAAAAAGUUCACAGCACAUAAGUUUACCUGAGUUUACAAAUGCAAUAGAAUUCGAUAAAUUUGUAUCCAAAUAUGAUAAUGUGACUUAUGUCAACAACUUUUGUAGAGUACCAAAAAAGAUUACUGAUGAAAAAAGUAAAAUGAAACUACAAUUAUUUUACAAUGAUUCAGUCACAUGUGCACAAAAUUGUUUAAAUUUUGCAAUGAAAAAUAAAGAACCAUUGAAAUUAUGUUCCGCAUUAACUUCACUCGAGGCAGAAAUGAAUUUAUCUGAUGAAAAAAGUGCUAAAUUUAAAUCAGUAAAUGUAGAAACAAAACCUGAAGAAUUAAACAAACCCGAUGCCAAGGUAGAGAAAAUUGUUGAAAAGGAGGGGAAAGAUAAAAAACAAGUGUCAAGUGUUAGUGAAAUAAAAGAAUCAACCUUGAAAGACACAUCUAAAUCUGUAAAUAAUGUAGCUACAAAAGAUGAAAAUAAAUCUCAAAAUCCCAAGCAACAAAAGGAAAAAUCGUCAAAAAAAGAAGAAGAAGAAGUUCCCGGGCAAAAAGAACCAUUAGAAACUGACACGAAAAAUGAACAAAAUAAAAAAGAUGAUAAACUUCCUAAUCUCAAAGACAAUCCUGAUUCAAAGAAAAUUCCGAUGCAAAAUGUUCAGGAGAAUCCUGAAAGUACAGGAAAUAAACCAGAUGCAGAGAUUCCAAAUGAAAAUCACAAGUCUGAAACCGAUGGGACUAAAACUGAUAAAACAGAAUCAGGAAAAAAGGGAAAAACAGUUUCAAAUAAUGAUGAGAUUAAUUCCAGCACUAUUUCAGAACACACCGACGAUGCUGCUUUUUCUGAUGAUGUCGAAGCUCCGCCUUAUAAGAAAGAUGAUCAACAUGAUGAUAUUUUAAAUGCAGGUUCCCAAAAUCAAGUACCAGAUUUAAUUAAUGAGAAUAAAGUAAUUUCAAACUAUCGUGGAAAGAAAGCAAAUGAAGAGUCUCACCUUUUUUCCUAUUUUGUAGCAUUUUCAUUGCUCUUUGUAUGUUGUUAUAUUGGUUAUCUCAACAAAAAAAAGAUUUUGGCGAUUUUAUUGGAAGGAAGAAGAUCACGAAAUGGACGUGGUAGACGUCGACCAAGUACAGCAAAUUACAGAAAAUUAGAUUGCAAUCUAGAGGAAGCUGUAACGUCUCAGUGUAACUCGAAUGCCACGAAUGUUAUAUAUUGAAAAAGAAAAAUUUUAAUUGAUGAAAGUUAAAAGGUUUUGAUCGAAUUUUAAGGAAAUCUAUUUUUCAAUACGAUUUCAGUUUGUAAAUAAUCGUUUUGUGAUAGUACGACUGAAAGUCCUGAUUUAUCAUUUAUGAGUGAUAGUUUUCUACUAAACACAUGACUAUUAAAGAAAUUUUAUUACUUUUGAUUUAAUCUGUAAUACAUCGUUUUUCUACCAACUUUAGUGUACUAAAGAUCAAAAGCAAUAAAAUUUCAAACACAUAUAAAUAUAAGAAGUUUAAACUAUAGUAAUGCUUUCAUAUAAUGUGCUAACUAAAAUAUAUAUAAAUGGAUAAAACACCACGAAAGGCAAGUUAUGUUUAAUUAAGAAAAGAUAAAAGCUAAUUUAUAAAAAAUGUUGAAAAAUAAAAUAUUUUUUUAAUUUAAAAAAAAUUUGACAAUAAUUAACAGAAUUAAAAUUAAUUUUCAUAAUUAUUAUUUAAUAAAUUACAAGUUAAGUUUUCCUUUGGAUAAAGUGUUAAAUUAAUAAUAUGGACAUUAUUAACUAAAAAAAAAAAAAACAUAUCAGGUUUUAUAAAACAAAAAGAUUUUCUGAACAUUAUCCAGUUUUUUUCAAUUAUAUUAAAUUAAUAUAAAUAAAAAAAAGUUUCUUUUCGGAUUUAAUAAAGGCUUUAAAAUGAAUUAAAAAUUAAUAUUUGCCUUUCAUAUAAAAAAAAAAAUUUUUGUACAAUAUUCAGAAUGUAAAUUUAUAUAAAAAAAAAAGAUAAAAAUACCGUCCGACUUAAAAAUAUAAUAUUAACAUAAAAAAAAUUACACAAUUAAAAGUUGUGCUAAUCAUAAUAAGCGAAAUUUUUUUUCUCAUUAUCAGUGUUUUAAAUAUUAUAUAUUUUUGUUUUAUUACUUUUCUAUAAACUAGAUUAUAGAAAAUGCACUUUUCCUGAUGAAUUAUUUAUAUAUUUUUUACCUUUUUAAAUAAAAGUAUAAUUUAAAAUUAUAAAUAUAAGUUAAAUAUAUUUUUUACAAAAUUAAAAGUUUCUUUAUUUUUAAGAAGAAUCAUACUUACGACAACUAAAAUCUAAUUAAAAAAAGUACAAUAAAAUUUAAUGACCGUGUACAUACAUUAUAUAUUGAAUUUAAUAAUGAGACACAUUAAUAAUUGCAAAAUAUGUUAAAUUAAGAUUGUACAGUGUUGUAACCAUAAAUUAUAAUUUUUAAAAUACGAUGUCCAAUGGAAUCUAAACUAUUUUUUUGUGCCGCUCUAUGUUAAUUGAAGAAAAAUCGUAUAAUUAUAUAAAACUUAACUAUAUAUUAAUUAUAACUAUACUUAAACGAUGUAACUCUCAUGUGUUACAUAUAUAGGCUGCAUUGCGUCGAAAUAGAACUAAGUUCACACUUGUAAAUUUGCGCAAACUUAACGUGUUAAUUAUAAUUAUACAUUCUAAUAGGCUAAAAAUGCUUAUUUUCUAGUCGACAAAAUGAUUCUUUUUACAAUAAUAUAUAAUAGUUUCUGAUUACUAAAGAAAAAACGUGCCAAUGGUAUUUCGUUAUACGUUUGUAAGAUUUUACUAUCGUAAAACGUGAAAAUGACAACUAGAAAAUAUGAAUUAUGGCUUUUUGUAGUUUAUAGAAGUUUAGUGGCACAAUGUAUUAUUUUUUUUUUAUUUAAAUUUAAAAACACCAUUGUAAUCAUAUUCUUAUUAUUAUUCAAUAAAAUAAAUAAUUUACUUGAUUGAUUA